AUGUGUCCACCGCCAAUAAUUUCUUCACCGGCGGGUUACCGCAACGCGCUGCUGCGUACGCGGCUACGCUAUGGAGUCUUAAUCUCGGGAAUAACAGGCUGUCCGGGCCGAUCCCUGCUGCCCUCGCGACGCUGCCGGACCUUGCAGAGACGUUUCGGGAACUUGCUGACGGGAAACUUCAACUCGAUCCGCUUCGGCGAACGCGUGUGGGAUAUCGACGUGUCGCACAAUCUGUUUUCGGGCUCGUUCCCGCGAAUCGUGUGCGGUCGGAGCAGCGUAGCGACUGAUUUUUCGCAUAAUCGCCUGACAGGAGCCGUUCCAGCCAACUGUUUCAAGUCCAGAAGUUCCUUUCCGAAGGGCCUCUUUCUUAGCCACAACAGUUUCUCGGGCAGCUUGCAGCCGUUUUCGAAACUGCCCACGGACAUCACUGCUCUGGACCUCGGAUUCAACAAGUUCACUGGGAGCAUUCCCCCACGCCUCGCCAGUUUACCCCGGCUGAAAUACUUGGACCUCGGGGCAAACGCUCUGACAGAUUCCCACUCACCCCCUCUCUCCUCUCUCUCUUCAUCUCCCCACCCCUCAGGUCCCAUCCCCGCCUUUUGCCAGGGCAAGCAGGCCCUCACCAUCCUCAAUCUCGCCUCCAACGCCCUCUCCGGCCCGCCCACCCCGCUCUCCUCCCCCUCCUGCUCCGCCUCCCUCACCUACCUUUACCUCUCCUCCAACCGCCUCUCCGGCCCCAUCCCCGCUACAGUCAGCUCCUUUACUCGCCUCAAGCUGCUGACCCUUGACAAGAACGCCCUCACGGGAACGAUCCCCGCAGGAAUGAGCAACAUGAAAUGGUUGCAAGGACUUGGGUUGUCAUAUAACAGGCUAACGGGGAAAAUACCCUCGGUUCGGCCGGCAAGGGUACGGCAAGUGCUGCUGGCGGGGAAUCGGCUGUCAGGGGCUGUUCCGGCUGCUCUGAGCAAGCUGAAGCGAGGCUCGUUCAAACCAGGGAACCCCAACCUGUGUGGGAAACCACUGACUGCUUGUGCUUAG
Messenger RNA from Closterium sp. Yama58-4, 1038 nucleotides. The record is from the annotation of a GenBank genome assembly. NCBI's taxonomy places the organism in Eukaryota, Viridiplantae, Streptophyta, Zygnematophyceae, Desmidiales, Closteriaceae.